CAAAGAAUCAGAUCCUAAAGGUCACGAAGGGUCAGCUAAGGACUUAACUGAGAGAGAAAAUAAAACAACACUCUUUAAAAAUUAUGAAGUCCCCCUGAAUAAACUGCAAACACAAAUCUUAUCAAUUCGGUUUAAUCCUCCUUAUCUAUGUAAAUUCCUGCUGUAUUUAACAAUCUCUUAAUUCGUCCCCGCCCCUCAAAAAUUAGCGUUUUGUACGAUUCUCACGUUUUAGGCUAGUAAAAGGGGUUACCUUAAUUUUAACUUAAUUUGUUUGCUUUAAUUUUAUUUUUUGUACCAGAUAUGCAUCCUUAAUAAAUAUGAAUGCGCUCGCGAGGCCUGCAACAUCCAAAAAGCAUCUUAACACUACAAAUAACAUUUAUCGUUUGAUGCACCAGAUAAUGCCAGUAAUCCCUAUAAGCGUUAUAAGCCACCACUGUAUCAAACCCUUUCAUGCCGCUCUUGAAAUUGAGUUUUAAGGCACAACCUUAGAGAUGCCAUCCCGAUUUCAUAUUAAUUCACUCCAACUGUUAGCACGCAGGGAGCUCUUCCCAGCUAUUUGUCCCUGAGGAGCCCAGGGUGCCCUUUUGAUCAUUUCAAUCUCUCUCUGGUACAAUAGUUCUGAUUGGCUGAACGAGUAAGAAAAGGGAAAAUCUUUAAUUAAGCACAUAAUCUCUUGUUGGGAUGAGAGGAGCUCCAUUUCAGAACCCCCCUGGCUCACACAUGAGACCCCCAGUCUCUAAAUUUUGGAUGUAGUUUAUAUAGAGCUCUUGCAGACUCCUCUGCUUUCCAAGGUGACGAAAAGUCUGCUGCCGGACUUCUCUCAGGAUGUUCAUGCAUUGGGAGGUUUAUUAUUACUCUUUCAUUUUGAUGGCGCACAUGAAGUCUUGCUGUAGUUGGUCAGUGAAUAAUUUCCUGAUGACUGGCCCAAAGGCUUACUUGAUCUACUCCAGCAGUGUGGCCGCUGGAGCUCAGAGUGGGAUCGAGGAGUGCAAGUAUCAGUUUGCGUGGGAUCGCUGGAACUGUCCAGAGAGGGCUCUUCAGCUCUCCACCCACAGUGGACUGAGAAGUGCAAACAGAGAGACUGCGUUUUUUCACGCUAUCAGCUCUGCUGGGGUUAUGUACACCCUAACCAGAAACUGCAGUCUCGGUGACUUUGACAACUGUGGGUGCGAUGAUACCCGGAACGGCCAACGAGGUGGGCAAGGGUGGCUUUGGGGAGGGUGCAGUGAUAACGUGGGAUUCGGAGAAGUGAUCUCUAAGCAGUUUGUGGACGCGUUGGAAACCGGACAGGAUGCGAGAGCGGCCAUGAACCUGCACAACAAUGAAGUGGGACGCAAGGCAGUAAAAGGAACCAUGCAGAGAACGUGCAAGUGCCAUGGAGUGUCUGGCAGCUGCACAACUCAGACUUGCUGGCUGCAGUUGCCAGAGUUUCGUGAGGUGGGCAACUAUCUAAAGGAGAAAUAUCACAGAGCUCUGAAGGUGGACCUGCUGCGCGGCGCAGGCAACAGCGCAGCCAGCCGUGGGGCGAUCGCGGAGACCUUCAGCUCAAUCUCACGUAAAGAGCUGGUGCAUUUGGAGGAUUCGCCCGACUACUGCUUGGAGAACCGGACCUUAGGCUUGGCAGGUACAGAAGGCCGUGAAUGCCUGAGGAAAGGGAAGAACCUGACCAAAUGGGAGAAGCGCAGCUGUAAGCGGCUGUGUUUGGAUUGCGGUCUGGCCGUAGAGGAGCGCAGGGCUGAGACCGUUUCUAGCUGCAACUGCAAGUUCCAUUGGUGUUGUGCCGUGAAAUGCGAGCAGUGCCGUAAAACUGUCACAAAGUACUACUGUGUCAAGAGGACCAAGCGAGUCAAGAACGAUAGCAGCGCCAGCCGCAGGAAAAGCUAUCGGUUAAAGAAGAAGCUUUAGAGUUUUUACUAGUUGUGUUUGUUUCACCCUUAGCUAAAAGAAACAUGUAAAGAAUGCUUUAAUGGAGGCCUAAGAUCUCUAGGAGAUCUUAUACUGUGAGCACAUAUUUUCAUCUGUAUCAUUUCAAUUGCAGACGUGGCUUAAGUUGUAAAAUGCAUGUACAGUAAGAUACCACCAUAUAUCUUUCAAAAAUUUAAGAUAGCACUGAACAUCACAUCAAACAUUUAGGGCACAAAAAAACUCUUCAUUCAGAUUUUGGACAAACCUAAAACUUUUUUGCUGCCUAAAUCUUUAAGUUUAAUCAAAUUGGCUAAAAUGUAAUGUAAACCAUUUGAAAUUCGACUUUAUCAAAAUAUGUUUUAAGUAGUUAUAAGUACACUCAAGGUACAAGAAGGUACAAAACGUGUCACUUCAGGCGGUACCUUUUCAAAAAUACACUUUUGUACCUAAAAGGUGCAUACUGGUACCUCAAAGGUACCCAUCUGUACCAAAAUAGGACAUAUUACACUGAAAAAAAUAUUGAUUAUUUAAAUUUAAGGUAAUUUGGACAUGGAUGUAUUUUAUUUUAUAAUUUAUUGGUUGAUCAUACAAAGAGGGUUUGAAUUCGUUAUUGGUCCAAAAUACACACAUUUCUUUCCUUAUGUCUUGUCUGUUUAGCAUCCUGAUAGUUUUACCCUGAUGCUGUAUAUGAAAUGUAAAUAAGAGAAAGCACUUUGUAUAUUGUUAAUUUAUUGCACAGAUACUAGUGCUGUUUUUCUAUAUUAGUUUUUUUGUGUUGCCUUU
This is a messenger RNA of Misgurnus anguillicaudatus (oriental weatherfish), 2688 nucleotides long. RefSeq names its product wingless-type MMTV integration site family, member 8b (gene wnt8b). Gene Ontology annotation, molecular function: frizzled binding; cytokine activity. Gene Ontology annotation, cellular component: extracellular region. NCBI's taxonomy places the organism in Eukaryota, Metazoa, Chordata, Actinopteri, Cypriniformes, Cobitidae. The record is from RefSeq and is a predicted model, not a curated record. Gene Ontology annotation, biological process: multicellular organism development; canonical Wnt signaling pathway; cell fate commitment.